Trichoderma aggressivum f. europaeum is the source of this 1374-nucleotide messenger RNA. RefSeq lists its product as uncharacterized. NCBI's taxonomy places the organism in Eukaryota, Fungi, Ascomycota, Sordariomycetes, Hypocreales, Hypocreaceae. Gene Ontology annotation, cellular component: membrane. Gene Ontology annotation, molecular function: carbohydrate:proton symporter activity. The record is from RefSeq and is a predicted model, not a curated record. The transcript is spliced from 5 exons. The coding region runs from base 1 to 1374 and encodes 457 amino acids. Gene Ontology annotation, biological process: transmembrane transport; carbohydrate transport.
AUGGACGCAAAACAAACCGAGUCUUCUCACGAAGAGGUUAUUCACCAUAACCAAGUGUUUCACACGGACCAAAAAUGGUGGAAUUGGAGGGUUCUCAUGAAUUUGACUAUAGUCGGCUUCGCUCUUGGCCUUUACGGAUACGAUAAUGCCUUUACUUCGCCAUUGGUCUCCUUACCACUCUUCGUGAAUAAAUAUCAAGGUCCAGGAUUUGAUGGACUUCCUGUUUUCACGGCACGCAACCUUGAUUUGGUCAUCACUGUUCCAAUUGUAGGCGCCGCGCUUGGAGCCUUCUCCGCCAUUCCCCUGCAACAAUAUCUGGGGAGGAAAGGUGGCUUCCUCGUGGCAUAUGCAACAAUGUGUAUACCGGGCUCAAUUUUGCAACUCUUCGCCCCAAAUCUAGGAGCUCUCGUUGUAGGCAGAUUUUGGAACUACUUUGGAAUCAGUGUUCUUACAAAUAUCGCCCCCAUCUAUCUCUCUGAACUGGUACCAGCCAGUGUCCGAGCUCGAGCAGUAGGAUUCGCUAUUGCUGGGAGUGGUGCAGUCUCAGUCAUCGCCACGGUGGUAGUGUGGGGAUCAGCCAAGAUUUUGGACAGAAGACAGUAUAUUAUCCCACUUGCAAUCCAGGCGGCGCUACCUGUUCUCCUGUUGGUCUUGUCGUUUUUCCUCACAGAAUCACCCAUUUGGCUUCUUAGCCAAGGUCGAAUAGAUGCAGCCAAAGAAAGUCUUACUGCUCUACGCGGCGGUAAUUCGUUUCUUGCAGAAGCCGAAUUAUCGAUUGCUACCGUCGCACUCCGAUCGACAAGCGAAAAGAAAACAGCUUUCAAGUUCUGGGAGAUUCUGAACCUAGCCAACUUGGAGCGAACAUUAUCCUCUGCUGCGCUGCUCUGCCUUUCACAGGUUGGUGGUCAGAUCUUGGUUGGUACAUACUCAACCGUCAUUUUAGUCCAGAGUGGAGUCUCGGAUCCGUUCAAGAUAACCAUAAUCAUCUUCUUGAUGCAAUUUGUCGGCACACUUCUUGGGCCUUUUCUACUUGAUAGGUUUGGCAGACGAACCGUUGCACUCCCAGGCUACGUCCUCCUCUUUCUUCUGGAUCUUGCAGCUGGCAUCAUGGCGUGUGUUGGGCUCAAAACCCGACCUGAGCAGCUGGCCCUUGCGGCUCUCUGCAUCAUCUUCUCCUUUGUUAAUUCAAUCAGUUUUCAAUCGAUAAUAUACGUUCUCCCAACCGAAAUGCCCACCGCUCAUCUCCGAGAGCCUUCUAUGACAUGGUGCUUAUUCUGGUCAUAUGUGACUGCAAUUAUCACCACGUUUGCUAUACCACAGUUGACUAGUGCAGAUGCGUAUGUUUUGCUAUUCAUUCCUCAUGUUUUCGGGUGA